AUGCCUGGCUAUCAAUUGAUUGAAAAUGCUAAUUUUGGAAGAAACAACUGGUGCAUGGGCCUACAACCGCUAUAUCAACAUGGUCUACUAACAAGUUUGAGUAACGGUGAAGUUCAUCUGUUGGAUUGGAAGACACACACGACUAUGACAAAGAUAAAAGUUGGAGAUGUCCCAAUUAACAAACUGAUAGUCAUAAAUAGUAAUUAUCAUAGUGAAUCAUUGUUUGCUACUGCAUCAUUAGAUAGCGUGAAAAUUUUCGAUAUUAGAGAUAAGAGUUGUAUAGCGACAAUACAUAACGAUAAAAAUUCACCAUUCUUAUCGUUAGACUCCAGAGAAGGAAGAUUGGCAUGCGGUACAGAAUUAAGUGGUGUUGAUGCAGAAUUAUUUAUAUAUGAUAUCCGGGAUUUCAGUACUCCGACAAGAGGUCUGGUUGACUCCCAUCAUGACGAUAUUACUGACAUUAAAUUUCAUCCAUCUGAUAAUAAUAUACUUCUAAGUGGGUCUACAGAUGGGUAUACUAACAUAUAUGAUUUAACUGAAGAGGAUGAAGACGAUGCUUUGCAUCAAGUUAUCAACUAUGCAUCAAUUCACUCUUGUGGUUGGAUUUCGCCUCGCAGAAUAUACACUUUAUCACAUAUGGAGACAUUUGCUAUUAGUGAACUUAAUGACAAAUCAGAAGAAUUGAAAGAACCUCAACCAUUAGAUUUUGGAGAUAUCAGAGAUAGUUGGGGAUGUAAUUACGUGGUGGAUAUAUAUCCGGGUUAUAUUGCUACAGGUAAAUCACAAGAAGGCAAAGGAAGUUUGAAUAUUAUGCCAUUAGUGGACGAAACCCCGCAGAUAGGGUCAUCAAUAACCAUAAAUGACGCUCAUGGGGAUGAUGUGAUUAGAGAUGUGUUUAUUCCACCUCAGGAUUCACAAAUAAUGUAUUCAUGUGGUGAAGAUGGUAACGUAAAAUGUUGGAAGAAUACGACUGGAUCAUUGACAAUUCCAGAGGGGUUCUGGGAUUAUUCGAAUAAGUUCGAUGUAUUUGAUACUGAAAAUGAUUUAUCGAUGGAUGUAAACGGUUCAGUUGUAGCUAUCGAAGAAGAAACUCCCGAAAGACACAAGAAAAAAUCAAAGAAAUCAAAGAGUAAGAAAUCAAAGCAUGUACCACGUUACACCCCAUACUGA
This is a messenger RNA of Maudiozyma barnettii, 1170 nucleotides long. RefSeq lists its product as uncharacterized. Gene Ontology annotation, molecular function: protein binding. The transcript has a single exon. The record is from RefSeq and is a predicted model, not a curated record. NCBI's taxonomy places the organism in Eukaryota, Fungi, Ascomycota, Saccharomycetes, Saccharomycetales, Saccharomycetaceae. The coding region runs from base 1 to 1170 and encodes 389 amino acids.